Talaromyces atroroseus is the source of this 1440-nucleotide messenger RNA. RefSeq lists its product as hypothetical. Gene Ontology annotation, biological process: carbohydrate transport; transmembrane transport. The coding region runs from base 1 to 1440 and encodes 479 amino acids. Gene Ontology annotation, cellular component: membrane. Gene Ontology annotation, molecular function: carbohydrate:proton symporter activity. Lineage: Eukaryota; Fungi; Ascomycota; Eurotiomycetes; Eurotiales; Trichocomaceae. The transcript has 5 exons. The record is from RefSeq and is a predicted model, not a curated record.
AUGGCUCCCUACUUAGGCCUCCGGGGCAUGCCCCUCGUGAUAGCCAUCACCGCCGCCUGUUCGACUGGUUUUUUGCUCUUUGGAUAUGACAAUGGAGUCUUCUCGGGCCUCACAACCGACAAGGUAUUUCUCGACGCAAUGGGCAACCCAAACACCACCCUUCUCGGUUUCAUCGUCGCAGUCUACGAACUUGGUUGCCUUGUAGGAGCUUUGGCAUCUAUGUUUUGGGGAGAAGGGCUAGGCCGGCGCAUGUUGACCGUUUGUGGAGCUGCCUGGGUCAUUGUGGGCACCGUGAUACAGUGUUCUUCGUACGGCCGCGCGCAGAUGAUUGUGGGCAGAAUUGUGACUGGAUUCGGCAUGGGUUGUAUCACGUCUGCCGUUCCCAUUUGGCAGUGCGAGACUACUCCAGCGCAUCUGCGGGCAAGGGCUAUGGCGAUUGAGCUUUCGUUUCUUAUUGUUGGUAUUGUUGUGGCUUACUGGACCGACUAUGGAUGCAGUUUGUACGCGAAUGACUUCCAGUGGAGGUUUCCUAUUGCUUUCCAGAUUGUGUUUGCAAUCAUAAUGGUUAUUAUGUGUCUAAUGCUUCCUGAGAGUCCUCGAUGGCUCGCGAGCCACAAGAGAGAACAAGAAGCACUUGAAAUCAUUUGCCUUCUCAGAGAUGGAACCCCCGAAGACGAGCAUAUCCGUGCCGAAAUCAACGAUAUCAAAGAUGCCAUUGCUUUAGAAGAAGAAGAGGCUGGCAGCUGGAAGGACUGCUUCCGUGAUGGUGGCGUCAUGGGCUGGCAGCGAGUUGCUAUUGCCUGCUCAUGUCAAGCUCUUCAGGAGUUUUCGGGUACAAAUAUCAUCACGUACUAUGCUCCGUUUAUCCCCAAUAGUUUCGGACGCCGAAGAUUGUUCCUCAUCGGUAGUUUGGGUAUGGGCGCCUGUAUGCUUAUCUCCGGCCUGACCAUCAUGGCUGGUGGCCAUGACAAUGGCAUAGGCACCGUAGUUGUACUCUACAUGUUCCAGGCCUUCUUUACCUGGGGCUGGAUGUCCAACAUGUGGGCUUAUCCUAGUGAAAUCCUCCCUCUCCGACUCCGACAGACCGGCUCAGCCCUAUCCGUCGUAUGGCAAUGGCUCAUCACUUUCUUGAUCGUCGAAAUCACGCCUGUCGGCAUUCAAAACAUUGGCUGGAAGCUCUACAUUGUGUUCUGCAUUCUCAACUGGGCUACUAUAUUCGUGGUCUAUUUCUGGUAUCCGGAAACAGCUGGCAAGACGCUGGAGCAGAUUGACUUUAUGUUCGCGAGCCAGUCGAGCCUUCGACAGGUUGUGAAGCUGAGCACGAGGAAGGACUUCGAUGACUUGGCUAUUAUCCGUGAGGCGCAGGCGCAGGCGCACCACCAGAAAGUGGACAAGAACCAGGUAGAAGAUAUUGAUGCCGAGCAAGAGCAUGCCGAGUAA